This is a messenger RNA of Oncorhynchus tshawytscha (Chinook salmon), 3510 nucleotides long. RefSeq names its product leucine-rich repeat transmembrane protein FLRT1-like. The record is from RefSeq and is a predicted model, not a curated record. The transcript is spliced from 2 exons. Bases 212 to 2305 code for a protein of 697 amino acids. Gene Ontology annotation, molecular function: protein binding. NCBI's taxonomy places the organism in Eukaryota, Metazoa, Chordata, Actinopteri, Salmoniformes, Salmonidae.
CAGACUCACAACUCCAGAGGAGACAGACUCACAACUCCAGAGGAGACAGACUCACAACUCCAGAGGAGACAGACUCACAGCUUCAGAUCUGUAUCUUUUACAACACAAGUCUAUCUAGGGCUGAAGGAGCCGGCCUGGUUUGAGCUUAUCCUUAGGAUUCAAGGAUCCAGGAAGUUGAGGUCGAGAGGAAGGGACGUUCGUCAUCAGCACCAUGGCGUCUGAGGGAGUGGUCGAGCUGCGUGAUUGGCUGUUCCUGCUCAUGCUCUGCCUAACUCUGUUGGCCGAGGUGCUGGAGAUUGCUGCAGCCACAGGGUACGACGAGGAGGGAGACCCAGUGUGCCCCUCUGUCUGCAGAUGUGACGAGGACUUCAUCUACUGCAACGACCGUGGCCUGAGCUCUAUCCCCCCUCUGCCCCCCUCUGCCACGGUGCUCUACCUUCAGAACAACCACAUAGACAACGCCGGGCUCCCCACCUCCCUAGAGCGUCAACUCACCAUCCGAGUGGUCUACCUGUACGAUAACGAGCUGGAUGACUUCCCCAUGCACCUGCCCCCUUCCCUCCGGGAACUGCACCUGCAGGACAACAACAUCCGUACGCUUCCCCGUGCCACCUUGGCCCGCAUGCCUCUACUGGAGAAGCUGCACCUGGACGACAACUCUGUCUCCACCGUCAGCAUCGAGGACCAGGCCUUCGUUGACAACCCAAGGCUGCGCCUGCUUUUCCUGUCACGUAACCACCUGUCCAGCAUCCCCUCUGGGCUCCCGGCCUCUCUGGAGGAACUGAGGCUGGACGACAACCGCAUCUCCACCAUCCCCACCCAUGCCUUCCGUGGCCUCUCCUCUCUGCGACGCCUCGUUCUGGACGGGAACCUCCUGGCCAACCAGCGCAUCGCAGACGACACCUUCUCCCGCCUCUCCAACCUGACAGAGCUUUCAUUGGUGCGUAACUCCCUCCUGACCCCGCCACUCAACCUGCCCAGUACCCACCUGCAGCGUCUCUCUCUGCAGGACAACGCUCUGAUCCACAUUCCCCGUGGCUCCCUGGAUGGCAUGAGGAGGCUCCAAAGACUGGACCUGUCUGGCAACAACCUGACCACCCUGCCUCGGGGCCUGUUCAAAGACCUGGACAGCCUGGGACAACUGCUGGUGCGGGGGAAUCCCUGGCACUGUGGCUGUAACCUGCGAUGGUUACAUGACUGGCUUCAUGCGAGGGGUAACUCCAUCACGGUGAGGGGCCUCACCUGCCAGGGGCCUGACAAGGUUCGAGACAUGGCCCUUAAGGACCUGACCAGUCAGAUGGAGGAGUGUGAAGUCCCAGGCAUAGUGGCUGUCGGGGCUGGGGUCGGGGCCACAGGAAGUGAGACCAGAGACAGAGGGGGUGGAGCAGACGUAGGAGGGGUUGCUGCUAGCGCCACCACCCUCGCCCCUCCACAGGGCUCCCUUUUCACCCUGCGCUCCAAGCGGCCCGGCCUGGGGCUACCAGACUCAGGUCUAGACUACACACUGGGCAGCAGUGGAGUAGGUAAGAGCCUGGCACUGAAUGUCAAGCCCUUGGCCCCCGACAGCAUUCGUGUCACCUGGAGCGUGGCCCAGCCCACCUCCUCCUUCAGACUCAGUUGGCUACGGCUGGGAACCAGCGCUGCCAUGGGCUCCAUCACAGAGACCCUGGUGAGAGGAGACCGCAGAGAGUACCUGCUCACUUCCCUGCACCCCCACUCCAGCUACAUCAUCUGCAUGGUGCCCCUGGUGGCCAGCUCCUUGGGUAAAGGAGUCAUGGCAGGUGGAAACACUGACUCAGAUGAAGCUCCAGUGUGCGCUAAAGCUGAGACGUCAGACCCCAGUCAGCCAGAUGUGGGCCAGGAUGACAACCAGGACCCUGAACACAUGGCUACUCUACCUCUGGCUGGGAUCAUUGGAGGAGCUACGGCCAUCGUCUCUCUGGCGCUCAUAGUUGCCGUCUUUUGCUGGUACAGGCAUCGAGCCGGACGCCUGUCUUCUCGUGAUCAAUACAGCCGUGGCAGCUCCAGAAAGAGCAAGCACUACGAUGACUACAUUGAGUCAGGCACAAAGAAGGACACCACCAUCCUGGAGAUCCGAGGCCCAGGGUUCCAGAUGACACCCAUGGUUACCCACCAGCCGCUGCAACCCAUGCCCCUCCGGGAGGAUUACAUCAUCCACACUAUAUUCCCCUCCAAUGGCACCGGCCUCUACAAAGGUGCCCACCAAGUGUCCAAUGCAGGGUAUGGCACCAACCGAGGCUAUAGAGAAGGAGGGAUCCCAGAUAUAGACUACUGUUACACGUGAUAGUCCUGGCCAGUUCCACACUGUUCUAGGUGUACUGUAUAGAUGCACAGUUUUUUUUGUCCGCAUGGGUUCUUCUGAAGCACCCCCUUUUGUGCCUUCCUCUUCUAGUCUCCCAUUCCAGCUAAGCCUGCUGUUUACUGCACUGACACUAUUUGAUGAAUUGGUUGGGAUGCCUGCAGGAAACCGCUCCUGGUACACAGCAGCAGGGACUAACGAACGUCCCAUUACAGGUGUUGAUACGGACUGCUUCUUCACACCGUUAGUAACGGUCAGUGUACUUGUUGAUCACUGCUCCCUCUCUCAGUGAGACAUAGUCAAAUAAUGUGCUGUGUUGAAACGGCAAGAUAUUUUCACAAACAGUACAGUUCCAUUUCAGGGCAUAUGUAUGGGAACGUCACACUAACAAAGCUGUAAGGUUAAAAAGUCCAGAAAGGGUCAGAGAGACAGACUGAUAUGCAUCCCUUGCCCACUGGCCAUAUUUUGCCCUCUUGGCUCAUCCGUUUAAAUGCCUCAACUAUCCUGACGUGCCCAUUUUGUCCUAUCAGUUACCUGAAGACAGGGCUCUUUAAAGCUGUGAAUGGUUAUUUUUCAAACGGCCCACAUAACCGCUUGUCUUAAAGCAGACUAGUUGUAGUCUGAUCCAGUGGUUCCACAGGGUGAGGGUCUUGUCGGGGCCCAGGGGUGGCUGUCCCUGAAGAUAUCCUUGAUGACUCUGGCUAAAUUCUAUAACGGAACAAUGCAUUGAAUUCAAUGCAGCCCAGGCUUGUAGAUACUUUACUUAGAUAGACAUCCACUAAUCAAAGCUGGUGCUUUGACCAGUCCCUCAUUGCUACCCUUAUUUAUUGGUUUUGUUUUCAGUUUUUUGGAGCUGGGCCUUGACAUUUUUGAUGGGGAAAUUACUCUAAUUUCACCCUUGAUGGGGAUGAUGGAUUUGUUGUAGGUCAUUUUUGAGCAAGAAGAAGAUGAAAAAAUAAAAAUAAAAAACUCUGAAGAUUAGAAUUCUCUUGACUGCACCAGCGUGAAUGUUUAUGUUAUGUACACCUCUUCAAUGAAAACUAUCUGAAGCAAAAGAGACAUUAGCAGUUUACAAGACUUGGUUAAUUAUAGAGUACCCUGCCAAGACUGACAAAUCACUACUUUGAGACUUAAGAGUCAACCCUCCAUUUCUCCCUCUGUGUAGUUAUCAAGUUACCUUAGAAGGUGGU